GCGGCCGGCGCAGGCGGCGGGGGGGGCGCCGCCGAGAGCCCCCCAGAGGGCGAGGGCCCGAGCCGCUUCGCGCACCUGCGGCUCUCCGAGGGGACUCAGCGGGCGAUCUCCGAGGGCUUCAAGUACGACGAGUUGUCCAGGGUACAGCAGCGGGUUCUGCCGCUGGCCCUCUCGACGGACAGUGAUGUCGUGGUGCGCGCCCACACGGGCACGGGCAAGACGUUGGCGUUCCUGGUGCCGGCGGUGGAGGCACAGCUGGUCUCGCGAGGCAGCGGGGGCGUGGGGACGCUGGUGGUGGCGCCCACGCGCGAGCUGUGCCUCCAGAUCGGUCGGGAGGCCGAGGUGCUGCUCGCCCCGCACCGGGCCGGGGUGGUCACCCUCAUCUCAGGGGGCGCAGAGGGAGCUCGCGGCAGGACCAGCUGA
Messenger RNA from Prorocentrum cordatum, 423 nucleotides. The record is from the annotation of a GenBank genome assembly. Lineage: Eukaryota; Dinophyceae; Prorocentrales; Prorocentraceae.